AAAAACGAAAAAAUAUAUAUUGAACAAACCAGGGAGAUGUUGUCGUUCGACCUUUUCUAAAUUAAAUUGUUACACGAAAGAGGGGACAAAUGCACAAGCCGAAUCGUCAGCCUAAUUUUAGAUUCCGUCGCAUUCGUCUCUCCGUUCCGCGCAGACACACAAGCAGAGCUCCCGUAAAUGUUACAUUAAAUAUACAAUAUUUGUCCCGAUAACAAAAUGUCUCUGACGAAGAAGGGAACCGUCUCACUUGACGAAUUUCGUCGUAGCGUACACGACGAAAUUGCGUCGCGAGAAUCGUUAGCGACUCGCUUCGCGAAAUUGUCCAGGUCGGGCGACAGACGGGGAAUGAUCGAGAUGCUUGUAGAAAUGCCCCAAGUGGCGGGGCUAGACCCGGGCGACUCGUAUCAGGGUAAGGACGACGCGCAGGCAGUGCGGUUGUACGAGAGAUCGCUUAAGGCGGCGGCGGCGGCGAUGACGACAACGACGGAGCCUGGGGAUGAGCACGCGGAGGAGCUUAGAACGUGUAACAUUCUCACGAAAGCACUGUUUGCGGCCGGUGCGAGUGGCAGAGUGUUCCUGGACGCGGUCUGCGAACGCGCCAGACGUUCCUACCGUCUGCGCGCAUACGCGAGAUGUCUUCGGGAUUGCGAGUGCGUGCUGGCGCUUCGGAGUUUCUAUGACGACUCCGAGGGAAACGUCAGGUACUUGGUGCAGCGUAGAAAGGAGUGCCUGCAGCUGGAACGGGAGUGCUCCCGGAAAUUAGAGACAAACAGGUCCUCCAGGAAACGUGGCGGGAGAACGUCCUCGUCCUUCUCCUCUUCCUCUCUGUCGCUCGGGAAGACGCCCGUCGUCGACGGCAAGCCGCACGACCGUCUCGCGAGCUGCCCGGAUAGCGUCGAGCUGCGUUCCGACGAGGCCAGGGGCCGGCAUCUCGUAGCUACAAGAGACAUCAGACCGGGAGCUGUACUCAUUGUCGACCGGCCGUUUUCCUUUAGUACAGACGCACCGGCUCUCGGCAGGAAUUGCUUGCAUUGUCAUGCCACACUUAAGUUAGAAGACACCGUGAAAAUCCCAUGCCGUAAUUGCCAAACAGUGUCUUUCUGCACGGAAACGUGCCGCGAGAAGGCUUGGGAGACGUAUCAUCAGUACGAGUGCACGAUAUUCGAUCAUUUCUUCGAGAAUGUCUUGAACGACAGACGCCAGCAAACAUCUUAUCUCUUGCUAGCUUAUCGCACGACGGUCUUACAAGCGUUAUCCUCGCGAAACGGCGCACGUUUGCAUCCUGAUCUCUUCCGAUAUCACGCCGGUGAUCAAAGAAGUAUAGAAGAUGAGAAGGAAUACGCGAGAUCGGGCUCGAGGCAAACGUACGAUCCUCUGGAUUAUCGAACGGUAUUCCAGCUGGAGACUCAUUCCGCCGACAUGGAACCUAACGCGAAUCUCAUUCGCGCGAUUCAGGCGAUCUUCCUCGCGAAAUGCCUCAUCUCCGUCCUGAAUAAACUAGAAGACUGUACGAAGGAAAUGUUCGUUCCACUGGCCGUGGCUAUGUUCCACCAUUUGCAGGCGAUUAAUUGCAACGCGUACGAGAUCGUCGAAAAUGUUCACGGGGAGACGACACGCGUCUGGGAACCCAGGAAUAUCGGCGGCGCGAUUUACACCACGGUCAGCCUCGUCAAUCACAGUUGUUAUCCCAAUGUGGUUCGCCAUUCUUAUCCCAAUGGAAUAGUCGUGGUCAGAGCGCUGCGCUUCAUCGACAAAGGAUGCGAAUUGCUGGAUUGCUACGGACCUCAGUUCCUCAGCGAGUGCAGAUUGACCAGACGCGAGCUCUUGUGGAAGAAGUAUCGAUUCCUGUGCGGAUGCGACGCCUGCACGCAAGACUGGAAGUUUCCGCUGCCUGAGACGAUGUAUUACAAGUGUACAGCGUGUUCCGGACCGACGGAUGUCCCGGUGAUGAGCGCAAACGUUUCGCAGGAUGUGGCGAGUCGACAGUGCGCCAGAUGCGAAAAGACAAUCGACGUGAAAAAACUCGAGAAACAGCUUCGUAAAUCGAUUCAGAAGAGAGUAAACGCUGUCGCGAAGAUGUAUCAGGGAAAUUACAAGGAUGCGAUUCCUCUGUUAUUCGAACACGCAUUUUUUGUCGAGAAAAACUUGGUUGAACCUAAUAUCGAAGGCAUUAAAACGGAACAAUGUAUCGUCCAAUGUUACAAUUCUUUAGGCUUGAUCUCUAUAUAAUAAUCUCAGUCUGCUGAUAAUAAUCAUUUAGACUAUUCGUUAUUUAAAUAGCUUUUUCAAUAAACUAUUACAAAUAAUAUAUAAUUGAAUUAUUAUUAAUAGAUUAUUUAAAUCAACUAAUUAAAUAACUACUGUAAAUGAGACUAUUUAAAAUAGUAGCGAAAUAGUUACUUAAAUUUUUGUGUCAGUUUCCUACUUUUUACACAGCUUUGUAAAAAGUUGCAAUGUAUAUCUGCAUAAGAGUAUACUUUCAGCUAUUUUAGAAAAUAUUUUUAUAAACAUAGAAAAACAGGAAAUAUUUGCAGCACAACGUUCUUCACCCUUAAGUGCAUUAUCAUUAACAAUGCAAGGCAAUGCAAGAUUAGAGUGAUGAAGAAGCAUAUAAUUUCCGUGUAAUAAAACAUAAAAAAAAAAAAAAAAAUUAUUACAAAGUUAUUUCACACAAGUCAGAGUGUAUAUAUUAACGAUUAGUAGAUAAUUAGAAAAUCGAGCUUAAACUAUACAAAUCCUUGCAAAUCAAACAAUAAUUCGAUGUUGCCAUAAAUGCGUAUUUUAUGUAUGAUAUUAUGUGCUUUCUUCAUGCUCGUACAAUAAAAUUAGGUAAUGAAAUAUAUCAGGACCAUUGCUUCAAUUGCGAUACAUAUAUACCUUACUUGCAUGAGAAAAAUAAGAAUUAUGUACAUACGGUGGUCCAUCAUAUACAUCGGUUAAAGUACACACUUUAACUUAGUUGAUUAAAACACAGAUGUAAUACCUAAAUUCAACUAGAAUUCCAUGGUUUAGGCGUUCGAUUACCACAUGUGUGUCUCCCUAAUUUCACUAAUGAUGUGACCAGCUAAGGUUAAUGCCUGCAGAAUAAGAGCAACCGUUAGAAAUCAAAAUUCGAAAUGAAGAAAUUAUAUAUGUAAUGUUUUAUAUAAUAUUUUAUAUACCUUAAGCAUGUCUGCCGUUUCUUUACGUCUAACAGCAAUGUGCUCGCUCUCAACCAACAGAACCUCAGCCUGAUCUGAUUUAUACAAAUGUGUGACAAGUUCACUUUGUAAAUUAUCUUUCACAUGGUUGACUAGAAAAUGCAUAACAGCCUUUGGUACACUAUCUUGAAUGGACUUUCGUACAAUAUAAAAGUAUGAUCUUAUGAGCCUUUCUGUGAACAAAGAUAAGUAAAUGUUAAAAAUUAUAAUUUC
Messenger RNA from Nylanderia fulva, 3413 nucleotides. RefSeq names its product protein-lysine N-methyltransferase SMYD4. The record is from RefSeq and is a predicted model, not a curated record. Lineage: Eukaryota; Metazoa; Arthropoda; Insecta; Hymenoptera; Formicidae. Gene Ontology annotation, molecular function: histone deacetylase binding. Gene Ontology annotation, cellular component: cytoplasm; nucleus.